Messenger RNA from Phycodurus eques (leafy seadragon), 1627 nucleotides. RefSeq names its product family with sequence similarity 210 member Ab (gene mims1b). The transcript is spliced from 4 exons. Gene Ontology annotation, cellular component: mitochondrion. The record is from RefSeq and is a predicted model, not a curated record. Lineage: Eukaryota; Metazoa; Chordata; Actinopteri; Syngnathiformes; Syngnathidae. The coding region runs from base 168 to 1010 and encodes 280 amino acids.
GCGCCGCGCACUCUCGUCGGAUGCACAGAGAAAUGUGGUCCUUGACCGCCACAGUGCCUCGGCAGGCUGACAUGGCGUUCAGGCUUCAAGAUUAGCGAUAUUCACAACCCUCAACACGUAAUUUAAAUCUGUGUUGGUGAACGUGACAACCAUAGAAGAGGAGAAAGAUGUUGUUAAUGCACCACAUCGUCACACGUGGCACACUGCGAAGGGUGGCAGUGGGUUGCCGAUUCCUGCGAGGUGUUGCUCUCCAUGAGCCAUCACAGUCAUUUUGCAGGUGUGCCCUACGCCUGCCCCGUCCACACCCUGCGAGCUGGCACUGGUUCUCAACGUCCUCGUCCAGCGUAGCGGCCCAUCAGCCCAAACACCAGCCACCAGAGGGAGAAUUGUCCAUUUCUUCACCUCAGACACCGUCAGUUCAGCAAGACAAAGAUGUGGAAGAGAUGGACCCUUUGCAGGACAAGUCCAUCGGGCUUGUUCAGAGAUUCAAGAAGACCUUCAAACAGUACGGGAAGGUGAUGAUACCUGUGCAUCUCCUCACAUCCUCAUUAUGGUUUGGAACCUUCUACUAUGCUGCUAUGAAAGGUGUAAAUGUGGUACAAUUCCUGGAGAUGAUCGGUGUGCCAGAAUCACUUGUUGGACUAUUGAGAGAAUCAUCUAGUGGUUACGCUCUGACUGCUUAUGCCAUGUACAAGAUCGCCACUCCUGCCCGAUAUGCAGUGACCCUGGGCGGCACUUCCCUGUCUGUGCAGUACCUCCGAAAGCACGGCUAUUUAUCCACGCCGCCACCCGUCAAAGAGUACUUCCAGGACAAGAUGGAGGAGACAAAGGAGAAAUUGUCUGAAAAAAUGGAGGAAACUAAGGGGAGGUUUUCAGAGAAAAUGGAAGAAACAAAAGAACGCUUCUCAGAGAAAAUGGAAGAGACGAAGGACAAGCUGUCUGAGAAGCUCCAGGAAACCAAAGACAGAGUAUCAGAAGGGAAAGCAUUUUUUAGGAAGAAAAAUGAUUAGAAAACGUUGCAGGUGGCGCCUCAACAAAUUAUCCAAUUAAGGUCUGAAGUAAUCAGUGAUUUGGGGCCACCUGUGAGACUAGGGGGAGAUGAGCGAGAUGCAGUUGUCCUAAAAAUGUCACCUCUCACAGCGUGCUCUUUCUAUGACGUCGACAUAAUAGUCAAAUCAGUGUGUUCCGCACGGUCCAGUACAAUAUAAGUGUAGACCAGACAGCAGCCCUGCAACCCGUGGCAUGGCUUCCUUCUGACGCUCCCCACCUCCGUCUGCGUUUACAGCGGCUCAAGCGAUCGGAGCUUGAACUCUUUGCAAUAAUGUGGAAGACGUUAAUAAAGACAUGACAUGAAAAUCCUGGUUGUUGUCAAGCGCAAGCUUGAAGCUAAUGGUUAGCGCAGCAUGGACAAGACCCUCAAAGCCUUUCUGAAGGCUCGAUAUCACCUUGUGUCUUUUGUAAUGCAGUGAGGAAAAUAGUUUUUCUAGUAUGGAAUAAUGUCUUAGCCAAAGCUAAUUUAUGACAAUGAAUUGUUCACAAUGUAAAUAUUCAGCUGCACAGCUACAACGGAGGAAAAAAAGCUUAAUUUGAGCUCCAAAAAUUAAUAAAGUUAUGUGACCCACCAGAA